ACAUCUGGAGCCAAGCUCAGUCUUCACACAAAACCUAGGAUGCCUCCAUGUGACUUCACACCUCAAAAAUACAAGACCCUUUCGUAUAACCGUGUCCUGGAGAUCCACAAGCAACAUAUCUCUCCUGUGGUGACGGCGUACUUUCAGAAGCCCUUGUUGCUCCAUCAGGGACACAUGGAGUGGCUAUUCGAUUUCGAGGGAAACAGAUACCUGGAUUUCUUUUCAGGAAUUGUCACUGUCAGUGUUGGUCACUGUCACCCGAAGGUCAAUGCAGCAGCCCAAAAGCAGCUUGGCUGCCUAUGGCACACAAGUUCCAUCUUCUUCCAUCCCCCAAUGCAUGAAUAUGCAGAGAAGCUCUCAGCACUUCUUCCUGAGCCUCUUAAGGUGAUUUUCUUGACAAAUAGUGGAUCAGAAGCCAAUGAUCUUGCCAUGCUGAUGGCCAGAGUGUACUCAAAUAACACAGACAUCAUUUCAUUCAGAGGAGCCUACCAUGGAUGUAGUCCUUACACACUGGGCUUGACAAAUGUAGGAUCCUACAAGAUGGAACUCCCCAGUGGAAUGGGUUGCCAAGCAACCAUGUGUCCAGAUGUUUUCCGUGGUCCCUGGGGAGGAAGUCACUGUCGAGAUUCUCCAGUACAGACAAUUAGGAAAUGCAACUGUGCAACAGACUGCUGCCAAGCCAAAGACCAGUAUAUUGAACAGUUCAAAGAUACUCUGAACACUUCUGUGGCCAAGUCAAUUGCUGGAUUUUUUGCAGAGCCAAUUCAAGGAGUGAAUGGAGUUGUUCAGUACCCAAAAGGGUUUCUAAAGGAAGCCUUCGAGCUGGUGCGAGAGAGGGGAGGCGUAUGCAUUGCAGAUGAAGUACAGACAGGAUUUGGAAGGUUGGGCUCUCACUUCUGGGGCUUCCAAACCCAUGAUGUCCUGCCUGACAUUGUCACCAUGGCUAAAGGGAUUGGGAAUGGCUUUCCCAUGGCAGCAGUUGUGACAACUCCAGAGAUUGCCAAGUCUUUGGCUAAACGCGUACUUCACUUCAACACCUUUGGAGGGAACCCUAUGGCCUGUGCCAUCGGCUCAGCUGUGCUUGAGGUGAUUAAAGAAGAUCGUCUGCAGGAAAACAGUCAAGAAGUUGGCACCUAUAUGUUACUGAAGUUUGCUAAGCUGCGGGAUGAAUUUGAAAUUGUUGGAGAUGUCCGAGGCAAAGGGCUCAUGAUAGGAAUAGAAAUGGUGAAGGACAAGAUGAGCCGCCAGCCUCUUCCUCGUGAAGAAAUAAAUCAAAUCCAUGAGGACUGCAAACAGAUGGGGCUCCUAAUUGGCAGAGGUGGCAUUUUUUCUCAGACACUCCGCAUUGCGCCCUCGAUGUGCAUCACUAAACCAGAAGUUGAUUUUGCAGUGGAAGUAUUUCAUUCUGCCUUAAUCCAACACAUGGAGAGAAGAGCUAAGUAAAGUUUUUGAAAAGGAAAAAACCCUCAAGACUCAAGAACCCUCCACUUAAUGUUCAAGGGUGAAUUUGAGGAAUGUCAGAACCACUGGUAUUUGGAGAAAACCUGAGGCUCCUUAGGAGCUGUAAGAGACAUGGUUCAGUGACUACCAGCCAUAUUUG
This is a messenger RNA of Trichechus manatus latirostris (Florida manatee), 1600 nucleotides long. It is a transcript of the gene AGXT2, whose product is annotated as alanine--glyoxylate aminotransferase 2. Bases 40 to 1443 code for a protein of 467 amino acids. The transcript has 13 exons. The record is from RefSeq and is a predicted model, not a curated record. NCBI's taxonomy places the organism in Eukaryota, Metazoa, Chordata, Mammalia, Sirenia, Trichechidae. Gene Ontology annotation, biological process: glyoxylate catabolic process. Gene Ontology annotation, molecular function: L-alanine:glyoxylate transaminase activity; pyridoxal phosphate binding. Gene Ontology annotation, cellular component: mitochondrion.